AUGUCGCAGAUGCCUGAGAUGCGCGAGGGCGACUGGGUGUGCCCGGCCUGCUCUAAUCACAACUAUGCAGACAAGGUCCUGUGCAAUCGGUGCAACGUACCGAAAGCCUUGAUCAUGGGCGCGAAAGACUUUCGGCAAGGCGAUUGGAUGUGCCCAGCUUGUGGCAACCACAACUACUCCAGCAAGAUGUCCUGCAACAGAUGCCAGAAGCCGAAGGCCAUGCUCGGAGUCAUGGGCACACCGACCGCGGCACAAGCGCACUCUCAAAACAUGCGCCGGGGGGACUGGAUAUGCCCUUCCUGCAGCAACCACAACUACGCGUCCAAGACGGCUUGCAACAGGUGCAGCCUUCCCAAGGCGGAGAAUGCAAAGGUCACUCAGGCCACCACACCCAGAAACUUCAGGCAAGGGGACUGGAUGUGUGCAGACUGUGGCAACCACAACUACGCCAGCAAGAUGACCUGCAACCGAUGCCAAAGUCCGAAACCAGCAGCUGAAGUUGGUGAGGAAUACGGCCCGGCAACCAAGCUCGGAUCUACUCGCCCCUCGCCCUACGGCUUGGCAUCCGCACCAGGUGGAAGUUGGACGUGCAGGAGCUGCAGCAACGUCAACUGGCCAAUGCGCACAGCCUGCAACCGGUGCCAGCUGCCAAGACAGGAGGCAGAGGCUCCGGAUUUGCAGCCGGGGAACAGCAUGAAUGGAAUGCAAGCCGGCGCCCACGUGCCGCUGAAUGUGCCUCCUUCCCAGGCCAUGGGUUGGGGAGCUGCGCAGAACAUCUUCGCGGCGUCGAUGGCCGGAGCCAUGCCAAUGGGCAUGCCUAUGCCCCCGCCCCCCCCCAUGCAGAUGGGCGCGCCCAUGACGGCCAUGCCUUAUAACACCGGGCCUACGGUGGUGGUGCGCCCGAGCCUUUCUCCUCCGACGCUCUCAUCGAUGGCCGGGGCUGCCCCGCCCCCCCCACCACCCGCCAAGGAGGAGGCGAUGGUUUUUUGCUGCUCCGAAGAUACCUCAAACGAUUCGACCCGAGAGAAGCUACUGGACAUCUCUGGUGCAGUCUUGAACCGGGCCGCGGCGAUGGCGAAUUGCCUCCGGCUGCUGCGGCCCAACUGCGAGGCGGACUUCAUCCAGUCACUCAUCGAGAUGGAAGUCGGCCAGCCGGAGAUGCUCCGAAGCUGGCUCCAUGCUCGUCCCAGGCUGCGGGGUGGCGCAAAGGAUGCCACGGCCUCAUGGCAGGGUGCACUGCAAAUGGCCGAGACUGCCUUGAACUGGAAGGUGCGGAUGCUGGGAGACGUCUUCGAGAACGGCCCAAAGAUCCUGGACUACAUCCAGACGGUUCACGCUGACACUGCUCAGAAGCUCCGUGCUGCCUUCGACAGCUCGGCAGCACAACGCCUUUUCACGGAACUGCGCCGCCCUGUAAGAAUGGAGACGAAACGGCGGCCAGUGCACAUCGCCAUGGUCGCCUCGGUCGGUGUACCCAUCUUUGCGGCCAAGGCUAUGGCGACUGUGCGUUCCGCCUUGUUUUUCGCAAGGCGCCGCCUGCUUCAUUUCCACCUUUUCGCAGAUGGGGCUGGUGUGGGCGCAGUGCACGCAGCGCUGCACGGGCUGGAGCCCGGAUUGGCAGCGCGCGCCAAGCAGUUUGAGGUGCACUCAGAGGAGGUCAUACUUCCUUUCUUCAACAAGCUCGCCCGCAUCAUACCACCGGACUGUCUGGGCUACAGCUCCAAGUUUGGAGACUCGGGCUGGAUCAGGCUUCUUGCACACGAAGUCUUCACGCGGCCGCGAAACUUCACUCAGUUGAUUUACGUCGAUGCUGGUGACUUCGUCUUUCUCGACGACCCGGCAUUGAUGCUUGAGCACGCGCAGGAGUUCCGAGGGCAACAGGUGGCCGGCGGCCCCUUUGGUGGAGCCAUCCCUGUCCAGGUCCUUGACCUUGUCAAGAUGGAGCGGGCUUAUUGGACCCGCAUUGUGCAGAGGAUCGUUUCCCAGGAGGUCAGUCAGCAUGGGGGUGGCGCAUGCGGCUUAGGCGAGGGGCACAUGACUGGGGUGCUGUCCCGGAUCAGUGAGCUGUGGCACGACUUUGACUCACACUGGGCAGUGGAGCCCCGCGAGUUUGGGGGCGUUCAAGGAACCGGUGGCGGGGUUCGAGAUGUCUGGCGCAUGCCAGCGCUCUGGGAUCUGAGGGUCUACCCAGGCCUGCUCGACUGGACAUCUGUUCAGGUCCACUGCCCUCUCUUCAGCGAAGGCUUCUUAAACAUGAUCUUCGAAGGUGAGAUACCUGCUGACUCGGCUGCCUUGAAGUGGGCGCAGCGCGUGGCCAUCGAGGCCUACGACGCCGCGAGGGAGAACCGCACGCUGCUCGAAGCGGGGUACACCUCCGUAUGGAGCCACAACCAGCUCCGAUGCGGAAGCAAAGUCCGGGGCAUCCACUUUGCUCUUAACCUCAAGUCGGUACCUUGGGCGCGAGAUUUCAUGAACUUCUGGGCUGGCAGUGGAGCCCCUGCUUGGGGCUCCGACGUCUGGGACUUUGAGAAGAGGGCCAUGACUAAGGCUAGGUGGUGA
This is a messenger RNA of Symbiodinium natans, 2559 nucleotides long. The record is from the annotation of a GenBank genome assembly. Lineage: Eukaryota; Dinophyceae; Suessiales; Symbiodiniaceae.